CAGCAAAGUCAGCCAAUCAGUAAUGAGAUUGCAAGUUAAGCCAGUAGGGGGAGGCAAAUAGGUGAAAAACCACUUAUAGAGUUAUCUGAGAGAGGUUUUUAGGAAGCUUCUAAGGCAUUACAGACCCAAACAAAAACAUUUUUGUCUACAUGUCACAUCACAGAACAAGGAUAAAUACCCUGUUCAAUCAUUCUAUGUCACCUUUAACUAGAUCAAAAUUGAAUUAUAAACUCAACAACUGUAAAUUCUUGCCUUGUUUAAAUGGGUUAGGGUAACCUGAGUUUUAGGGGUUAAGACCGUUGGCAUUCACAAAGAUAAGGAAACAAACAAGCGAUUUGUCCUACGAAGUCAAUAACACGAGAAAUGCUUAUUCCAAGUUACAAGUUUUCACAAUUCCGAAACAAUGCCUGUUAAGAGAGAAAGAGAGUUGUGUCUACAAUCAGAAUCAAUUUGUCAAGAAUAUUUGGAAAAGAUGAGUUUUUAGUUGUUUUUUGAAUGUGGCUGAUCAGACUCCUAUAGGAAGAUCAUUCCACCAGCAGCGAGUAGUGAAGGAAAAUUAGCGGGAAUGUGAUUUAGUGAUGGUAAGACGAGGCGCCGCUCCUUUACUGAACGUAAGGUUCUGGAUGGGGUGUAGGAGUGCAGGAAAGUGUGAAAGUAUGCAGAUGCGUACCCAAUGAAAGUUAAGUGAGCACUAGUGAUUUAUACCUGACACAAGCAUCAAUCGGUAACCAGUGGAGAGAGAUGAAGAGCACCGUUACAUGAGGAAGAUGAGUCGGGCUGCUGUGAUCUGAACCAGUUGGAGUGGUUUGAUGCUCGGUGCCGGAAGGCCAGCAAGGAGAGCAUUACAGUUGUCCAACAUAGAGAUUACCAGGGCCUGGAUCAGGAGUUGUGCAGCAUGCUCCGUAAGGAAGGGGUGUAUCUUCCUGGUAUUGUGAAAUCGACAUGAUCGUACUGCCUUUGCAAUGUAAUCAGUGAAGGACAGUUGGUCAUCAAAGAUUACGUUGAGGUUUCUGAAAGUUUUGGAAGGAGUAAUGGUUGUGUUACACAGUUGAAUGGAUAAAGCAUGUUUUAUCUUGGGUUGUGCGGAAAUACAAACAGCUCCAUCUUUGCUAGGUUCAGCUGGAGGUGGUGUUUCUUCAUCCAAGCCAAGAUCUCGGCUGAGCAGCCUGUAAUGUGUGCUGCUAUGGUGGUAUCGUCUGGGUGAAAUGAGAAGAAGAUCUGGGUGUCAUCAGCAUAGCAGUGGUAGGAGAAACCUUGUGCAUGUAUGAUAGGUCCUAAAGAUGUUGUGUUGAUGGAGAAAAGGAGUGGACCAAGCACUGAUCCUUGAGGGACCCCAGUGACCAUCUUUAAACCUUAUCUAUUUGAAAUUUUUCCAAUUAAAAUGGUGGAUGUUUUUUUUAUUUUAAACUGUGAUGUGAGCCAAAUGUCAACCCACCCAGAAUAUCUUUCUGAUCGUUUGUUUUAUUUGAAAUGACACCCUGACAUUUAUUUUUACAGUUAGAGAAGUGUGUGCUGUGUUGAAGGGUUAACCUGGUGAAGGUAUUAUGGAGUUAGAGGGAUAAAGCCUUCUGAAAUAAGUUGAGUCAGGUACUUGUGUCUGUGUGUUUGUGCCUGUGUGUGUGUGUAUCUGUGUGUGUUACAGGGUUUAAUCUUCAGUUUCCCAUCAGUCUUCUCGUAUCUGUCCGAGUGUUUCACACAGACCCCCAAUCUUCUUCAGGAGGACCCCUAAUCUCAUGCAGAUGAAUCCCACACUUUUCCUUUGAGGAUUUCCGUGUUUCUGCCUGUCGUUGCAUCUUCUGGUGUCUUUAUAGAGAAGCUUCAAUGUUUUCACUCUGACUCUGUCAAUCUUCUGGUGUCUCUCGGUCUUUAGAUCCAUCGUCUCCUUGCUUGUUGUGUCACCAUGGAUAUCGGCGGUCUCACCACCGUGGUGGCCAACUCUGCGUACAUCUCGGCUCGUGGUAGUUUUGACGGCAGCGCAAACCCGGCGGCCAACCGAGAUAAGAAAUACUACACCAAACUUAAACUACCCCACAUCACGGUGUGUGAAGAUCUGAGAGAGACUCUAGAUCUGCAGUUUAAAAGCAUCUGCGUGGAGCAGCCCAUCGGCAAACGUUUGUUUCAGGAGUUCCUGGAGACCACCAACGAGUACAAAGGACCAUGUCGUCUCUGGAAGGACAUCGAGGAGUACGAUACGGCCGAAGAUAAAGAUCGCUCUCACAAAGCUGCUAAAAUCCUCCAGCGUUACAUGGAGCCCUCUGCGAAGCUCUUCUGUCCGUUUUUACCUGAGAAUGAAAUCACCAAGGUGAAGGAACGGCAUCGGGAGGCGACAGACGACCUGUUUGUGGAGAUCUCGAUCGGCGUGUUUGAUUUCCUCAAGGAGGUUCCCUUCACCUUCUAUCUGGAGAGCAUCUACUUCAAACGCUUCCUGCAGUGGAAAUGGCUGGAGAUGCAGCCGGUUGGGGAGGAUUGGUUCCUGGACUUCCGUGUUUUGGGAAAAGGCGGAUUCGGAGAAGUGUCUGCUUGUCAGAUGCGAGCCACAGGAAAACUCUACGCCUGCAAGAAACUCAACAAAAAGAGACUGAAGAAGAGGAAAGGUUAUGAGGGUGCCAUGGUGGAGAAACGGAUUCUGGCUCGUGUUCACAGUAGAUUCAUUGUGUCACUGGCUUACGCUUUCCAGACCAAAACUGAACUCUGUCUGGUUAUGACCAUCAUGAAUGGAGGAGAUCUCAGGUAUCACAUCUAUAAUGUAGAUGAGAAUAAUCCAGGAUUCUCUGAAUCAAGAGCCUGUUAUUACACAGCUCAGAUCAUCCAGGGGAUGGAGCAUCUUCAUCAGAAGAGAAUCAUCUACAGAGAUCUGAAACCAGAGAAUGUUCUGCUGGAUAAUGAAGGUAAUGUGCGAAUCUCUGACCUUGGUUUAGCUGUUGAACUACCAGAUAAUCAGGAUAAAACCAAAGGUUACGCUGGAACCCCAGGUUUCAUGGCUCCUGAACUUCUGAAGGGUGAAGAAUAUGAUUAUUCUGUGGAUUAUUUUACAUUGGGAGUGACGCUGUAUGAGUUCAUCGCUGCUAAAGGACCUUUCAGGACUCGAGGAGAAAAGGUGGAGAACAAAGAGGUAAAGAAACGAAUCCUGAAUGACCCUGUGAUCUACCCAGAGAGCUUCAGUGAGAACGCCAAGUCCAUCUGUGAAGGUCUUCUGGCUAAAGAUGUGAACAAGAGAUUGGGCUUUAAGAACGGCUCAUGUGAUGAACUGAGAUCUCAUCCGUUCUUCACUGAGAUUAACUGGAGGAAACUUGACGCAGGAAUUCUGCCUCCUCCGUUUGUACCGGAUUCUAAGACGGUUUAUGCCAAAGAUCUGGAUGAUGUGGGUGCUUUCUCCACGGUGAAGGGCGUCUGUCUGGAAGACGAUGAUCGACAGUUUUGUGAUGAGUUUGCCUCAGGAAACAUCCCCAUCCCGUGGCAGGAGGAGAUGAUUGAGAUGGGGAUUUACAGCGAGUUGAAUGUGUGGGGUCCGGGCGGCAGCGUUCCCAAUGACCUGCGGCGGGAAUCCAUCCUAGAGCAGCCGCCCAAAUCCUCCACCUGUAUUAUAUCAUAAUCAUCACAUGACAAGUGAACUUUUCUAGCAUCUCUAUCGUUGUUCAUUGGCUCCAUCAUCAGACACAAUCAUAGAUCAUUGGUUACAUUGAUUUAUAUCAUCAGGCUUUAAAGGAUUAACAUUAUUUUUAAGGAAAGUGAGAGUGAAGUUUGUUCCUCUAAAUAUGUGUUUCUGUAAUUUAUCCUUUGGUUUGGGUAAAUGUGUAAUUGUUAUAAAAAUAGUAAAUAAUGUGUGUAUGUGUAAUGUAUAUGAAUAUAAAAACAUAUAUACUGUAUAUUAAUAAUGAUCAAUAUAUAUUAAUAAUAUAAAAAAGUGAAAAGUUUUUGUUGCGCUUGUGUUUAUGUAUUAUCUGUGUAUAUAAUGAAUGUGUGCACCUCAACAAAUGUCAAGAUCACUGAGUUUUCAGGAUUACUAAAAUGUAAUUUGGACUUUAAAAUUGAAAUAGUAGAUAACAAACACAGUCUGUUGUGCAUUGAAUAGAUCCUUUCUCAUUUGUAUUCAUUACAUAAAGUGAAGUUUAUGUUUGACAUAUUCCAUCCUGAACUCAAUGUCUUUGACUUAGUUUUUUUUUUUUUUAAAUAAUGCCUUUAUUCACUGGAUUAUUCAGUAAUAAUAUUGUUCAGGUGUAAUGAUCUGUAGGAUAAACACAAUUGCUGAUCAAUAUAGUCUCUGAGAGUGCUUGAAUAGUCCUGCUGUUAACAAUCAGAGAUGCCUAUAAAGUGCUUUUAAAAGUGAAAAUAUUAUUAGGUUGACUUGUUGAAAAAGUUUUUUUUCAUGUAAAAACUGUACAUGUCUAUAGGUUGCAUUGAUUAUUGAAGUACAACUGAUUGUGAAAACUGUACCAGUUGUCAUUAAUGAUUUAAAAUUAACAUUUUGCCAUAAAUACCCUCAUAGUAAACUUCUGUGUU
Molecule: messenger RNA, 4500 nt
Organism: Paramisgurnus dabryanus
Lineage: Eukaryota; Metazoa; Chordata; Actinopteri; Cypriniformes; Cobitidae
Gene: grk1a
Product: G protein-coupled receptor kinase 1 a
Biological process (GO): protein phosphorylation; signal transduction; regulation of opsin-mediated signaling pathway
Cellular component (GO): cytoplasm
Molecular function (GO): rhodopsin kinase activity; ATP binding
Source: RefSeq, a predicted model, not a curated record